GUUCAUUACAACUCACAAGCCUUGCUACAUUCCACGAGAGCCCUUGAUGACAGGCCAGGCCCCAGCUCCGCGCUGGCCAUGAGCCGUGGUUUGCCGAAACCCUGCAGGGCACACACAUCCACAGCCAAGAUCCCGAGUCCAAACCCCACUCGACUCGGCUCCCCUUGUUUCCUUGAUAACACUCGCAGCAAUAACAACGCUUCCUCAUCACUACCAAGCAAGUGCGCAGAUUGCUAACGAUUGAGCCUGUAUCUACUGCCAUCGAAGGCUUCCCGCCCGCUCGAGGAUAGACCAUGUCGUCCGCGGAGGGAAGGGCGCCCAAACGACGCCGGGUCCAGCCCAUCGUGAGCUGUCUCGAGUGCCGGCGCAUGAAGUGGAAAUGUGAUCGCGAGUUCCCCUGUGCCAACUGUCGGAAACGAGGGAUCGGGCACAUGUGUCCAGGAGGAAUGCUCCAGCCGAUGAAAGGUCGACAAGCUCAAGUGGCGAGUGAAACCUCUGCGCUCCAAGCCAAAGUGCAGGAGCUGGAGCAAGCCCUCGCGGCGGCGCAGAGCCGGCUUGCUGCCGCCGAGGUGAACCCCCGUUCUUCCUCGUCGCAAGGUUUACUCACGAGGGGUGGCGUUCUCGAGGGGCAUGGUGGCGGUGGGGUUGAUGAAGACGAAGAUGACAACGACGACGACGAGGUCGAGCCCCAAGACAAGGAGUUCGGCCAUGGCCGGCUGGUCGUCGGCGCGGACGGCUACUCGACAUUCUACGGCAACGCUGGCGAGCAGUACAUCUUGCACUCGGCCUCAGACCGCUACGCCGCGGAAGCGAACCCGUUCAUCUUUGCCUCACACGGCGGCCAGACGGUUGACCGGCUCGUCGCGCAGCUCCCGAGACGCGACGACGCUGCGCGCUGGGCGACGCUCUACUUCGAGGCAGGUCUCUUCUUCGCCCUCCUCGACAAGUUCUACGACGGCGGGCUGCCGCACUCGGGCGGGGGCACGACGCACCAGCUUGCGGUCGUAUUCCUCGUCAUUGCGUCCGGCGCCGCGAUGGACCUAGAGCUAUCGCCUUACAACGACAUUGCGGAGAAGUACUUCCUCCUCGGGCGAUCUUCACUCGCCAUCAACUCCUCCAGCUCGAUCACACUGGUCCAGGCCAUUAACCUUAUGAGCCGUCACAUCUCCAACACGUUCAAGGGGCCUAAGGCAACCGAGUCGUUCUGGAACACUCUCGGACUGCAUCGUGAUGGGCAUACUUGGGACCUUGAGCCUGAGGAGGUGGAGCGCCGGCGGCGAGUCUUCUGGGAGAUCUACUCUGAAGACGUGUGGCAAAGCAUGAUCCUCGGACGACCCCGACUCAUCAGCGCGGCGACAGUCGACUGCGCCUUCCCAUCGCCCACGUCGAGCAGCUCUGAAGACGUCCAGUUCAUGUUUCACGAGUACAAGCAGUACCGCCUCGUCAAGAUCCUCGCACGCGUAAACGACAUGCAGACGCAGGUGGCGCCGAUAGCGUAUCGCAAGAUUCUCGAGGUACACCGGGCUCUCAUGAGCUUCGAGAGUGACCUACCUGCCCUUCUGCACGUCGACGCGGCGCUCUCUCCCACCACGCACCACCGCAUCCACUUCCAACGGCUGACUCUCAAGCUCCUCGCCCAAGAAGGGUACAUGUUCCUCCAUCGAGCGUACUUUGCCCGCGCGCUGCGCGACUUUGCCAAAGAACCGCUGGCUUCGACCUUUGGCUAUGUGAUUGAACUGGAGGCGUCACGAGUCGUUCUAUCCAUCUUCCGCGACUCUCUCGCCGUCAACUCCCUCCUUGCAUGCCGCUUCUGGAUCUUUUUCUUCCACGCCUUCACGGCCGUGGUCAACUUCGCCGCCGUGGUGGUUCGCUCCCCAACAUCGUCAUUGGCUGCAGCGGCGUUGGUGCACGUCGAGCAAGGACUAGCUCUGUUCGAGUCCAUACCUGAAGGAUUUCGAUCACGAGACGACUUGCCUGUACUACGACGUCUGGCCGAGCAGGCCAGACUCGCACUGCGCUCUGUCGGCGCCAGAGAACCGCACACAGCCGACGAUAUCAUCGGCAUCGGCACCAAGCUGGUCCGUAUGGACCAACCGGCCCCGCCUCAAGACUACAAGAUGCCGACCACGCUCGACGAGGCGGUUGCCGUCGCACACCAAGUGGACAUUGAGCACCCGGAGCCACCGGCCUCCGAACCCGGCCAGGAGUGGUGGUGCCCCAUCCCCGAAGCCACGCUUUUCGACCUCAACUCGAGCAUUGGGAGCCUCGAAGCGAGCCUCGAUCUCGACGAAUACAGCCACCGCCCAUACUGA
Molecule: messenger RNA, 2312 nt
Organism: Vanrija pseudolonga
Lineage: Eukaryota; Fungi; Basidiomycota; Tremellomycetes; Trichosporonales; Trichosporonaceae
Product: putative transcriptional regulatory protein
Exons: 20
Coding region: 294-2312 (672 amino acids)
Biological process (GO): DNA-templated transcription; regulation of DNA-templated transcription
Molecular function (GO): DNA-binding transcription factor activity, RNA polymerase II-specific; zinc ion binding; DNA binding
Source: RefSeq, a predicted model, not a curated record